AUGAAAGAUCAUUAGUGACGUAUUACUUAAUUUACGUUUACUUUGACUUCUAUUACUAUGAACAAUUACUACAACUUCACCCUCUAAAAUUUUGUAAACAUUAAUCAAGUUGCAAGUAUUGCGCUGAAAGCGGUAAUUGACAACAAAUUUUAAGUUAUGCCUUGUAAUACACCACCACCACCCCCUAUUCUGGAAGAUUUGGAUGAUGUCAUUGAGGAUGAUCCAAAUGAGCUGGAAUAUGAGUUUUUACCUGAUGAACUAGAAUUAGUAGAUGAUUCAGCAUUAACGUUUACCUCACAUACAGAUUCUGUAUUAUGCUGCAGUUUUGAUAAAACUGGCAGUCUUGCUGUUACUGGUGGACAGGAUGAAAAAGCUUAUGUAUGGUAUACAGGAACUGGUGUUGUUAAAUUUGAAUGUCCUGGUCAUACUGAAUCAGUAAUAUCCGUUCAUUUCAAUCAUGAUGAUUCUCUUGUUGUGACUGCUGAUAUGGAUGGAGUAGUACAAGUUUUUGAUGUGGCUAGUGGAACAAAAGUGUGGAAUUUUGAUGCUACAGAAAUCACUUGGACAGAGUGGCACCCUACAGCAAAUAUACUUUUUGCUGGUACAAUUGAUGGAAGUUGUUGGAAGUGGAGUGUGCCUGGAGAUGAUAUCUGUAGCUUAUUUCAAACAAGUGGAUCUGGAAGUUCUUGUGGCAAAUUAUUUGAUAAUGGUACUAAGUGUGCUGUAGGCUAUAUGGAAGGCUCUAUAAAAGUUUGGGAUACUGAAAAUGUACAAUUAAUUGGCUCUGUUACAGGGAAAGAAGCUCAUGAAAGCAACGUAAAUUGUAUUACAUGCAGUUCAGAUGGUUCUUUAAUUGCUACUGGUUCUGAAGAUGGUACUGCUAAAAUUAUUAGGUCAACUAACUGUAGAGUGUUAAAGACAUUACAGUGUUCUCUGUCCGAUGAAGAUAAAGAAUCAAUUGAAGGAAUCGGCUUUUUACAAGGGCAUACACUUUUAGCUGUUGGAACAAAUGAUGGCAAUUUAAGAAUAUUCGAUGUUUCAACAUUUGUACUCAGAUCACUUGUUUCUGUUAGUGCUCCAAUUGUUAAAUUAGUGUGUGAUGAAGAUCAACCAUUAGUUUAUAUUGCCAGUUUUGGUAAUAUUGAAAGAUAUGAUGCUCGCACUGCACAGAUGGAUAAAAAAUGGACUGGGCAUGAUAAUCGAAUUUUAGAUUUUGUAAUCUCAGGGGACAAACAAAAGGCACUGUCAGUGGCUGAUGACACCUUGUGCAAAAUAUAUGUAAUCAGAUAAUGAUACAUUACUAUACCAUAAAUAAAUUAUUCUGUAAAAUAAAAUUAUUUCUUAUACUCAAA
This is a messenger RNA of Parasteatoda tepidariorum (common house spider), 1352 nucleotides long. Its product is annotated as angio-associated migratory cell protein. The record is from RefSeq and is a predicted model, not a curated record. NCBI's taxonomy places the organism in Eukaryota, Metazoa, Arthropoda, Arachnida, Araneae, Theridiidae. Gene Ontology annotation, molecular function: protein binding.